AUGGCUGCAAAGCUUUUGCAUUCACUAGCAGAUGACAACCCAGAUCUGCAAAAGCAAAUAGGAUGUAUGACCGGUGUCUUUCACAUCUUUGAUCGCCACCAUAUUGUUCCCGGAAGACGCUUUCCCGGCCACAGCCCUAAGAGAUUCCCUCCUGGUUCCCCGCAGUUCGACAAUGGAACCACUGAAAGCGAGUCAAGCAACUCAUACCAGAGACCAUACAUUUCGGAAAAACAUUCAAACAAGAUUGUACAAGACAAACACAGAGUAUCAACAGAAUCAUCACGAGACUCUUUCUCAUCAAUGUCUCGAUCAUCUUCUUUCUCCUCUAUAGACUGCAACAUCAAUCGAACCACAACAACACAUCCAGAACCAGAUCAGAUCGUGUUCCCAGAAACCCCUUCAAGAGACACCCCAAGGCCCCAAUUGUGUGGGUCCCGUCAGAGUGUUGACCUUCGGGACGUGGUCAAAGACUCCAUGUACAGAUCACAAACACCUGAACAUAAUCAUCGAGAAUUCCAAGAACCAAAUUGGUAUUACAAUGAACCUCGAGAACUUUCUAGAUCAAAAUCUUAUCAAUUUAGAGAUGGAUCGAGUUAUCAUCCAGCACCCAAAGAUUGCCCCCGGUUUUCUUAUGAUGGAAGGGAAACAAAUCGUUUAUUGUUUCAAUCAAAAACCAUGAAUUUGAAUUCAAAUUCAAAUUCAAAGCAAGUGGAAGAUCUUCCAAGACUUUCUUUAGAUAGUAGAGAGAGUUCAACACGUAGUCUCAAUACAGUUUCAAGAAACCCAACUCCUAGUGUUGUAGCCAAGUUGAUGGGAUUGGAUACUUUGCCUGAUUCCGGUUCCGGUUCUGGUUCCGGUUCUGGUUCCGGUUCCGGUUCCACCAAAGAAUUGGGAUUGGGCCCGAUUAGAACAACCCCAGUUGAGUCUUUAAAAGGAAGUGAUUAUUUUGGGCCUAUAAAAAUGCAAAAUUUUUCAAGAACCACAUUGAAAGAACCAACAUCUCCAUCAUGGAAGAAUGCUGACAUGAAACCGAGUUCAAGAUUCCCGAUGGAACCGGCUCCAUGGAAGCAACGGGAUGGUGGGGCCCGGAGUCCUCAGAGGGCGGGAUCUCGUGUGAUGAAAUCACCAACCAAGAUUCAGAGCCCUUACUCUUCUGUUUAUGGUGAAGUUGAUAAAAGAUUGAAAGAUCUUCAGUUUACACAAUCGGGAAAGGAUCUGAGAGCUCUUAAGCAGAUUCUAGAAGCAAUGCAGUCAAUGGAAUCACGGAAAGAAGGAAACCAGUCAAUGGAAUCCCGGAAAGAAGGAACACAAGUUAUGGUGAAACGACAUUCUGUUUCCAAUUCUACUCAGAAUGAAAGAUUUUCAGAUCGUGGAAGAUCUCAUCAAAACCCUUAUGAUUCCCCCAUUGUGAUUAUGAAACCAGGAAAGCUUGUUGAAAGAUCGGGUAUGCAUGUUGCAGAAUUCCCCAUUAGUAUUCCUAAAACUACACGAAGAGAGAAUGGUGGUGGAAGACAUACAAUUACAAAUACAAAUACAAAUACAAAUACAAAUACAAAGACUCCAACAAAACAACAAAAUUCGGUGACAAAUUCCGGGAAGAUUUCCGGGGCUAUCAGCCCGAGAUUACAACAGAAACGGGCUGAGUUGGAGCGGCGAUCUCGGCCGCCAACGCCUCCGGUGGCGGAUUCCGGUAAGUCAAAGAAACAGUUGACCAGACAGCUGUCGGAUACGACUUCACCCGGUGGAAGAAGGAGGCCGAAAUAUUCAAACAUUCAACAAAGUGAUGAUCAGUACCAUGGUCAAAUGUCUCAAGAAGUGGUCAACACUCCUGAAUUUUCUCAACAAAUUGAUAACAUGCAGAGUCCUAGCUCAAUACAAGAGAAAUCGAGUUUGAUCCAGAGAGAGGAUGAAUCACAUGAUCCAGAAUAUCCAAGUCCGGUUUCUGUUCUUGAUGAUGCUGUUUAUAUGGAUGAUUCCCCUUCUCCUGUGAAACAUAUGCUCAAGACUUUGAAAGAUGAUGCUACUACUGAAGCACCUAAUGAGAAGUUCAUCAAGAAUAAACGGGAAAAACCGGACGAUAAUACCCUUCCAGACAUAACAUGUUCUUCGGGUAUCAGUAUCACAUCCGAAAUAAACCGAAAAAAGCUACAAAACAUCGAACACUUGGUUCAAAAACUCACAAGGCUGAAUUCAAGUCAUGAUGAAGCACACACAGAUUACAUUGCAUCUUUAUGUGAAAACACAAAGCCUGAUGACAGAUACAUCUCAGAGAUCUUGUUAGCUUCUGGGCUUCUUUUAAGAGACCUCAAGACUUUCCAGUUUCACUCUUCUGGACACCCGAUUAACCCCGAGUUAUAUCUAGUAUUGGAGCAAACCAAAUUUAGCAAUCUACCAAAAGACAAUUGUACCCCUCUCAAGAAGGAAAAACUCCAUAGGAAGCUUAUCUUUGACACUGUGAAUGAGGUUCUUACAGGGAAAUUCGGGUUGUUGGUGCCUAGUGCUUCUUUUAAGAUUGUGAAGAAGACAUUGAAUGGUCAGAAGCUUUUGAGGGAUUUGUGUUUGGAGAUAGAGGAGUUGCAGGUGAGAAAGAAGAGAGAAGAUGUGAGUUUGGAGGAGGAAGAUGAUGGUUUUAAGAGUAUUAUGUGGGAGGAGGUGUUGAAUAAGGCAGAAAGUUGGACGGAUUAUGAUGGUGAAUUGCCUGUUAUUGCAUUGGAAGUUGAAAGAUUGAUUUUUAAGGAUUUGGUUAAUGAAGUUGUUUUGGGGGAGGCUGCUGAUGGUAGAAGAAUAAAGCCUGGAAGACGUUGCAGACAGUUGUUUUCAAAGUAGUGGUUUUUAUUUUUAUUUUUAUUUAAAAAUAUUGUAUACCCUGUUGUUGAAAUUUCGGUUUCUUUUUGGGUUUUGUUUUUAAGAUACUUUAUUGAUUAUAUAUAUUCUACUUGGUUUUUAUUUUUUUUUUGUAUGUAAAAGUGUAAGAAUCUAUGCUCUGCGUAAGUGAAAAGGGGUAUGAGUGUAUGACACCCUUGUAUCAAUUUGAAGGCAUAUAACAUUUAUCUAAAUGAUUUCGUAGGUUGAUGAUGUUUUUUAAUAUUGUUUCACAACAAAUAAAUGAUUGGUUAA
Lactuca saligna is the source of this 3117-nucleotide messenger RNA. The record is from the annotation of a GenBank genome assembly. NCBI's taxonomy places the organism in Eukaryota, Viridiplantae, Streptophyta, Magnoliopsida, Asterales, Asteraceae.